Leucoraja erinaceus (little skate) is the source of this 5519-nucleotide messenger RNA. It is a transcript of the gene sos2, whose product is annotated as son of sevenless homolog 2 (Drosophila). The record is from RefSeq and is a predicted model, not a curated record. Gene Ontology annotation, biological process: Ras protein signal transduction; positive regulation of GTPase activity. NCBI's taxonomy places the organism in Eukaryota, Metazoa, Chordata, Chondrichthyes, Rajiformes, Rajidae. Bases 183 to 4193 code for a protein of 1336 amino acids. The transcript has 24 exons. Gene Ontology annotation, cellular component: plasma membrane. Gene Ontology annotation, molecular function: protein heterodimerization activity; guanyl-nucleotide exchange factor activity.
CGGCCGCGAGCGCGGCGCCUCUUCCAUGGCGGUUGGCGGGCGGUUGGCGGGCGGCAACGCAGCCGUGUGCCGGCGCCCACUGACACUGACACGGCCCCCGCGAUGUGGGUGAAGCGGCGGCACCGCCGGCAGGUCGGCCCGGGCGCCCCGAGCCCGCCCUGAGGAGCCGGGGCCCCAGCGCCAUGCAGCAGCCGUACGACUUCUUCAGUGAGGAGAACGGGCCGAAAUGGCGCGGGCUCUUCGUGCCGGCGCUCGGCAAGGUCCAGAGACAGGUGCAUCCAACUCUGUCAGCUAAAGAAGAUGCCCUCUAUUACAUCGAAGAGUUGAUACUUCAGUUAUUAAACAUGCUGUGUGUUGCACAGCCACGGACUGUUCAAGAUGUUGGGGAGCGUGUCCAGAAGACUUUCCCACAUCCAAUCGACAAGUGGGCUAUUGCUGAUGCACAGUCCGCUAUUGAAAAACGUAGACGGAGAAAUCCUCUUCUUUUACCAGUGGACAAAAUACAUCCUUUAUUGAAGGAUGUGUUGGGCUAUAAGGCAGAUUAUCAGAUUUCCCUCUACAUAGUGGCUGUGCUGGAGUACAUUUCUGCUGACAUUCUAAAACUUGCUGGAAACUAUGUUGGAAAUAUUCGACAUUAUGAAAUUUCGCAGCAAGAUAUUAAAGUGUCAAUGUGUGCCGAUAAGGUCCUCAUGGACAUGUUUGACCAGGAUGAUAUUGGUCUGUGUUCAUUGGGAGAUGAUGGGUCAAAUGUGACCAACGAACAGAAUUACUAUGACUUGGUGAAAGCUGAAAUUGCAGAGGAGAGGCAGUAUCUUCGUGAAUUGAACCUGAUUAUAAAGGUCUUCAGAGAGCCUUUUGCAUCCAACAGCAAGCUGUUUACUGCUCGUGAUAUUGAAGUGAUCUUCAGUAACAUCUUGGAUAUUCAUGAACUGACUGUGAAGCUGUUGGGUUUAAUGGAAGAUACUGUCGAGAUGACAGAUGAAAGCAGCCCUCAUCCAUUAGUCGGAAGCUGCUUUGAAGAUCUGGCAGAGGAGCAAGUAUUCGACCCGUAUGAAGUAUGUGCACAAGACAUUCUUUCACCACAGUUUCAUGAGUACUUCAACAGUUUGAUGUCCAGGUCACCUGUAGCUUUUUACUUUCAGUCCAUUUCUGAAGGAUUUAAAGAAGCUGUUCAAUAUGUACUGCCACAACUGCUCUUGGUCCCAAUUUAUCAUUGUCUGCAUUACUUCGAGCUGCUGCAGCAACUACAGGAGAAAAGUAAAGAUGAAGAAGACAGGGAGUGUUUGAAACAAGCCAUCACCACCUUGCUGAAUCUGCAGUGCAGUAUGGAACGUAUCUGCAAUAAGCACCUGCCUAAACGCAGGGCAGGAGAACCUUUACCUCGACUCCACAACCAUCAGAUACGAAGUAAACACCUUGCUAUUAAGAAGAUGAAUGAAAUUCAAAAGAACAUUGAUGGAUGGGAGGGGAAGGAUAUUGGGCAGUGCUGUAAUGAGUUUAUUAUGGAAGGAACACUAACGCGGAUUGGAGCAAAGCACGAGCGGCACAUUUUCCUCUUCGAUGGCUUGAUGAUCAGCUGCAGGAUCAAUCACGGGCCGUCGAGGCUGCCCGGCUGCAGCAACGUCGAGUACAGGCUCAAGGAGAAGUUUCUCAUGCGCAAAGUGCGAAUCAUUGACAAAGAUGACUCCUGUGAGCACAAGCACGCGUUUGAGAUCCUCGCCAAGGAUGAGAAUAGCGUGAUGUUUGCUGCCAAAUCUGCAGAGGACAAGAAUAGCUGGAUGGCCGCGCUGAUUUCCCUUCAGUAUCGGAGUACCCUGGAGCGUAUGUUGGACACGGUCCUCCUGUCGGAGGAGAAGGAGCAGCCACUCCGGCUGCCCAGCCCCGGUGUUUAUAACUUUGCAGAGGAAGAUUCUGAGGAGAACAUUGUGUUUGAAGAGAACGUCCAAACCAAAUCUGGCAUACCAAUCAUAAAGGGAGGAACUGUGUUGAAAUUAAUUGAGAGGCUGACGUAUCACAUGUAUGCAGAUCCUAAUUUUGUGCGUACUUUUCUGACAACAUAUCGUUCAUUCUGCAAAUCCCAAGAGUUACUGAGCUUGUUAAUAGAAAGGUUUGAAAUACCGGACCCAGAGCCGAGUGAGGCAGACAGACUGGCCAGGGAGAAGGGCGAGCAGCCAGUCAGUGCCGAGCUGAAACGCUUCCGCAAGGAGUACGUCCAGCCAGUGCAGCUCAGGGUGCUAAAUGUUUUUCGGCAUUGGGUAGAACAUCACUUCUACGACUUUGAGAGAGACAACGUGCUACUUAAUCGCUUGGAAGCAUUUAUUUCAAGUGUGCGAGGGAAAGCCAUGAAGAAGUGGGUUGAAUCAAUUACAAAAAUCAUUAAUCGCAAGAGACAAGCUGAAGUGAAUGGAAUCAGCCAUGCUAUCACUUUUGAGAACCCACCACUGCAAAUUGAAUGGUACAUUAGUCGGUCUGGGCAGAUGGAGACAUUUGAUCUCAUGACCCUUCAUCCCAUUGAAAUAGCACGGCAACUUACACUCUUGGAAUCGGACCUGUACAGGGCUGUUCAGCCAUCUGAACUUGUAGGAAGUGUCUGGACAAAAGAAAACAAAGAGGUGAAUUCUCCUAAUUUAUUGAAAAUGAUUCGUCACACAACAAACCUAACACUGUGGUUUGAAAAGUGUAUAGUGGAGGCGGAAAAUCUUGAGGAAAGAGUGGCUGUUUUAAGUCGUGUUAUAGAGAUCCUACAAAUAUUCCAGGAGCUCAACAACUUUAAUGGUGUGCUGGAGAUUGUUAGUACAGUUAACUCGGUGCCAGUUUACAGGCUGGAUCAUACUUUUGAGGCAUUGCCAGAAAGAAAGAAAAGGGUUUUGGAGGAAGCAGUGGACCUAAGUCAAGAUCACUUCAAGAAGUACCUGACCAAGCUGAAGUCAAUAAACCCACCUUGUGUGCCUUUCUUUGGUAUUUAUUUGACAAACAUCCUGAAGACGGAAGUGGGGAACCCAGAUUUCCUGAAAAGAUGUGGGAAAGAAUUAAUCAAUUUUAGCAAGCGCAGGAAAGUGGCAGAAAUCACAGGAGAAAUUCAACAGUAUCAAAAUCAGCCCUACUGCCUACAAGUGGAAACAGAUAUAAAGAAGUUUUUUGAAAAUCUGAAUCCAAUGGGAAAUAUGAAUGAAAAGGAGUUUACAGACUAUUUGUUCAACAAAUCCUUGGAAAUUGAACCACGUAACUGCAAACAACCGCCACGAUUUCCAAGAAAAUCUUCAUAUUCUUUGAAAUCUCCUGGAAUAAGGCCUAAUCCUCCAAGACAUACCUCUACCUCUGGGACCUUAAGAAACCCUAUGCCUUUGGAGCGUGAACCACGGAAGAUCAGCUUUAGUCGAAUUCCUGAAACGGAUAAUGAAUCAACAGUCUCUGUUCCAAACUCUCCCAACACACCAUCAACCCCCCCGGUGUCUGCUUCUUCCGAUCUCAGUGUCUUUGGGGACGUGGACUUGCCCAGCUCUGGCAGUAGUUCCAGUUCCAUUUGCUCUGCAGUCUUUGCUCCAGUUCUCUUUUCCAGUGGCAACAACAGCAUUUUUGCACCUGUCCUGUUGCCACCAUCGAAAUCUCACUCCAUUUCAAGUCUUCAUAGGUUGAGUGAAGAUUUGCCUGCUCCACCUCCUAUUCCUCAACGAAGGAAGCCUGAUCUAGACUUGACAAAUUUGAAGCUGAGUUCCAGUAUUCCGGAUAGCCCGCCAGCUAUUCCCCCCCGGCUGCCUCGGAUUCCUGCAUUGAGUGCUCCCUCUGACGGGUCUCUGCACAGUCCGCCUCCACCUCCUCCAAGGGAUCCACUGCCUGACACGCCUCCACCCAUACCUACCAGACCUCCUGAGAUCUUUAUGAACGAUCCGUUUAAUCUUCAGCCACCGCCAAAGGGGGGCGGCCUUCACCGGGAUCAAGAUUGGUACAGGGAGUCUGGCACUAACCUCAACUCUCCCAGCACUCCUCCUCCAACACCCUCGCCCAGGGUUAUACGACGUUGUUCCAAUCACAACAACCCCACCUACCCGUCUGCUCCUCCCGUACCUCCCCGACAGAACUCCAGCCCACAGCUGCCAAAACUUCCACCAAAGACUUACAAGCGAGAGUUGUCUCACCCUCCCUUGCACCGAGGCGGACCACCUCUGCUGGAACAUGCAGAGAUCCCUCAGUGACACCACGCUUCCUUGCCAGAACUGUGGCAAAGUGGGCAAACUGCAUUAAGGCACUGAGGCAAGAAAACGAUUUGCUGUUUUUGAAGCUUUUUUUUGUCUUCUAAUUGUCGGUAGCCGUACAGUGGAGGAGACUGUCAUUGAGAGCCUGAUGUUGGAGCAGACUUGAAUCAUCUUGUUUGUCUCAGACCACAGCGUAGAUUACUGCUGUGAUAUUCUCUCAGGUGAUCAGCCAUGUUUUCUUUCCUCAGACUUGCAGUGCCAACGUUAUUACCUUGCAGUGUGUAACAAAAGUUUGCAUUUGCACUGUACACUUGACUUAAAUUAUUUGAACUACUCAUUGCACUGAGCCCACAGGAUAAAUCCCUGAGACUUAUUUGAGCUCUAGUGGCCUUGUUAAACGAUGGAAUUUUACAGACAUCAGGAAGGUCAUGAUGCUGAUCAUUUGUGACCUAUUUAGUUGUUUGUUUGAGCUGUACAGGAAUUUUACUGAUGCCGUGAAUAUUUGGUGCAGAUUACCCAGACUGAGUUUAUAAAAUACGGCACCACCUUCACAUGGUUGAUUUUGUGUCUUGUGUUCUAUUGGUGGCUGCUCCAAAUAUUAGAGAGAAAAUAUAACACUAAUUUGGAAUUUUUGAAUGGAAAAAGUUGUCUAACCUCCACUAGAAUGUAGGAUACUGUAGCCAGUUUGUGAAACAAUAAGCAGUAAUAACUAAAGAUUAUAACAUUUUGUUCACUAAUUAUUGUAAGCAUACAUUUUUUCAGAUGUGCCUUUUGAUUUCAUUUGCAAAUGAGUAACUUCAAUUAUCCAGUCAUCUGAGCACUCAAAAUUGAGAGCAGACAUGAGAGGUGAAUGUACAGUUUUGUUUUUAUGUUACACAUACAGAUAAUGACAGCUGUUUUCUUUACACUGAAGUGAAUUAUGUGAACAGUCUACCUACCACCUGUAUGUAAAAUUUGAAUCUGAACUGCUGUGGAUCGACAACAGACAAAAACCUUUCUGAUGCAAAUCGCAGUGCUAAAUUGGCUCUGCCGUAGCAUUUGGUUCCAUCCCCCUCUUUCAGUAUUGUAUUUCAACCAGCAUACACUUCAAAGCUUUACUAAGGAAAAAAAAAUAGUAGCUAUGACUUCAAUUUGCCUACUUGCCAGUAACAGGUGGUCUAUGAAGAGGUGAAAGAUUGUGUUGGUUACCAGUUGUGUUGUAGCUGCUUUAUUGAAGUGGCAGUAAUCAUGGUCUAUUCAUGUAAUGUUAUGUGGCCUUUCAACUGUACUUUGUAUCUGUGUCCUUAAUAAGAUCAAUAAAUUACUCAGUCUUAAUUUUUACUUAAA